AUGCACCUUUCCGCCAUCUCACGACGCAGACCUGUACCUCCAUUUGCCAAUCACACGCCCAGAGCAUUCGAGUUUCAAAAGGUCGGCAACUUACAUCAGUCUUCAGCAAUGUUCGGUCCAACCGGUAUGGCGGUCCCUGUCAUGCUGCCAGCUUCCUCAGCCAAACCCUUGAAUCCUGAUGUACCUGCGAGUGAGGGGAGCAGUACGGGAGAUGGCGUCAGCUAUGCUAGCUCUCGAGCAGACGUAAAGUCGCAGGAUACGACUCGUCCAUCAUCCUCUGAGAUUGGUCCUGACGAAGAAAGCAGGAAUCCCUUCGUCGACAGGAUGAUGACCCAAACCAACCUUCUCGUCUUGCCUCCAUCGAAUCCAUCUUAUCAGAUGGCCUACUUUCUCAAGACCACUGGGCCUGUGAAGGAACCUCCACCGAAAGAAGCCAAGUCUAAACGGAUCUCGUCUGCCAUGCGCAUCUUCAAAAGCAGUAGUAGACAUCCCUCAAAUUCAACAACCGCAGCUCAUAUGAGGCUUAACCAAGUCAUCUCAGAGGAGAAAGAAGUUCCUGAGUUCCAAACCCAGCCCGCAGAUGACACCUCUCAGACGUCCAAGAAGUCUUUGCUACCAACAGCGCAAAGACUGCCAGACGUCGUAGUUCCGAAAGUGUCCAAAACUGGCAAGAAGUAUUUUGAAAUUGAACCAGCCAACCAGAAGGCGAAGGUUGACACUCCAGCAAAAGCUGAGUCUAGGGUCUCCGUUCUCGUUACAGAUCAGCUCAGCACAGACAGCCUCCACGAUUGGGUCUUGGGCUUCGAAGCCCCUGCAUCGGACACCACCUCUCAAGUGCACGAAGGACCAGAAGCACUCAGAGGAUGGCCUAUCAAACGUAUCUCCCAAACAUUACCACACGAGGAAAUCGUUAGCGUCCUUGACCGCAAAGCAGCUCCAGUGCGUCCCUUGUUUCUUGGCACAAAGGCCCGUACAAUGACUUCAGGAGGUGACAGACACGUUCGUGUGAUACGCGGGAAAACAGCACCUCUCCGAAGCCAUCCAGUAACUCCUGGGCCAGUACCAAGCAUGCCACCUCCAACUUUGCCAGAGGAGGAAGGCAGCCCACCUGCGAUCGACCCGGUCAAAUCAGCAGCUCUUGCCCAACCAAGGCCCAGAAGACUAAGUGGCAAUGUAUCAGUGCUCCAGAGAACCUCUAGUGAUGUGACUGGUCAUCGUUUGCUGCAUCCUUCACGACAAGGUGUAAGAUCGGUCUCAAACAGCCCUGGACCUCCACCUCCCCGCAGUCCAUUGCGAUUGUCGAUACCGUCGGAGUCUCUAGGCGAGAUGUUGGGCAGGUCAAUUGCGGAAAGCAGUCCCGACACAUACGUGAAAGACAAGAAACCAGUAAACGAAGAGCAAGCAAUCCGUGUGACAAAAGAAGCGGCCGUGAUCUACGCUGCUCGAGAGCAAAGGGACGAUGACCUACCUUCCUUCCUUCGGCCAGGCAGCAGUGGAACCAGCAGUGAUGUCUUUUGCACAAACACGACCCAUUCGAAGGCAAGUUCUUCGAAGCCUCUCGAACUCAUCGACGCCAUGGUCAAAGCAUCGCAGCAAAACACAUCACGCCGCCGACUCCGCAGAGCCAGACCAGAGGGCCCGCGGCCGCUUGACUUGAGCAGUUCGCAUUCACAGCACUCCCUUGAACGCGACCAGAAGCCAGAUGGAUAUUGUACAAGUCCACUUUCCAUUAAGCGCACAACGAGCAUAGGCGACUUUUCGGAAAACUAUCGAAUCAUCGCUACGACUGCUUCGCCCUCGCCUAGGAUUAGUCAUGUACGCGUGACCCCAAGCGCAAGAGGCAGGAACAGUCCGGUGCCACGAGGCAAGACAAGCAAGCGUAGUCGAGGGUCAAAGAGUGUGGCUUCGACACCUUCACGGGCAGGCAGUGCUUCGAAGAAGAGUCGACAGCCGACCACGCCAGAAUUGCCGUCACCACCUCCAAAGAAGGAGUUGCCACCCACUCCACGCGCUAAAAGCAAUGGCACCUCGCGAUCAGAGGACACGGUAGAUGCAGGAUUAGCGAGGGCCAGCUCAGCCAAAGACUUACCUGCACCACCAGCCGACGAGAGUGUACGCAGUAUGGUAUUCCCAUCACCACCAUCAAGUGCAAAGACGGCCAGGUUCAAGUUGCAGCCAGGCGAAAGCAGCCCUGUCACGAUUGAAGCAAGGAUGGAGGCACUCGAGCGCAGGAACAAGUUGUUGGAAGCGGCACUGUCAGCGGUGCUCAAAACGGGAGGCAUGCUCAACGGUUGCCCUUGCCAGGUAUCCCAUGCACCUGGACUCGGAUGUCAGGAAGCAGCGACGAGCGAGACACUGGUGGCGCGAGGCAGUGUACGCAGCAGAGUUAGCUCUGGCAGUAACAUGUCGAGCGCGCUCGAUGUGUAUCUGAACACAAGAGGGAAGUGA
Aureobasidium musti is the source of this 2448-nucleotide messenger RNA. The record is from the annotation of a GenBank genome assembly. Lineage: Eukaryota; Fungi; Ascomycota; Dothideomycetes; Dothideales; Saccotheciaceae.